This is a messenger RNA of Hyaloperonospora brassicae, 2163 nucleotides long. The record is from the annotation of a GenBank genome assembly. Lineage: Eukaryota; Oomycota; Peronosporomycetes; Peronosporales; Peronosporaceae.
AUGACGUACAACGCUGGACCCGACACACGAAAGCGCCAGCUGUUUUGGCGGAACGUGGUCAAGCAGUUCAACUUCACGGACCCAUCCGAGCGGAAGCUUUUGCUGUCGCUCACGGACGGCAUUGACUGGACGCACAUGCGCGUGUUGCCGCGAGACUUUGUCCGACGUCAUCGAGAGAUUUAUUACCUCAUUUCAGCGCCCGAGUACGAACGCUCGGGCGCCAUUGGACGCGACGUCACGCGCACGUUCAGCAUCUUUGAGCGGAGCGACCUCCCGGACCAAGUCGAAGCCCAGCAGAGCGCUCUUUUCCGAGUCCUGAACGCCAUUGCCGAAGCUGAAGAUGGCUAUUGUCAGGGCAUGAACUUUAUUGCGGCGCUCUUCUUGGUUGAAGGGCUCUCGGAAGCUGACGCGUAUGCGCUUUUCCUCUACAUACUCAAGAAGCGCCAUCUAGCGGGGAUUUACCACAACAGCUCCAUGUUCUUGGACGAAUACUUCCAGCACUUUGAAACGAUGUUCAUUCGGGACUUGCCGAGGCUCCACGCACAUCUCGUGGACCAAGGCUUUGUCGUUGCCAUGUACGGCAUCGAGUGGUUCACAACGCUCUUUUCGCUGUCGACAAAGACGGACCUCGCGUGCGCCAUAUUGGACCUUUUCUUUGUCGGCGUGCACGACAUUUUCUUACGCGCAGGACUCGCCAUUCUGAAGCUGCUUGAGCCCAAGCUCAUGUGCAUGACGUUCGAAGACUUUUUGCGCGAGUUCAAGCCUCUGGUACGAGAACUAGACCCGUAUCAUGUUAUUCUACAGGCCCUCGCGCAUCGACCGAACGACCGAAUGCAUCGUGAGGACACGACUACGUAUGUAUCUCGCGAGAGUUUUAUCCGAACAAUGGGUACUGCAGCUCGUUCUUGCAGCGAUGAUAGUGCUACAAGCAGUGACAGCCGCGUUACUUCUGAUGGUGAAAAGCAGUCAGUCUCCUUUACAGGAGACUUUGGACUGCAUCGGACGCUACCACCCGAGAUGGUCGAAGCUGUCCGCUCAGGAAAUGGAACGCUUGUGCGUCAAAUAUGGGAAGCUCACGUAGUCCACCGUCAACACAGCGCCGUUGCUAGUACCGUGCUGGCUAACGAGAUUCUUCACUUUGCGAUCUGGUAUGGGCGCGUGUCGGUUGCCUGCCUUGCCAUCGAAUAUUGCAGCGCGGACGUGGACAAUCGAGACGAUGCUGGUCUGACGCCUCUACACUUUAGCGUCAUUCGUAAUCAGCCCGACAUAGUACGCCUACUACUUGUCCACGGCGCACAAACGCAGGAGACCAGCACGCGGAGGCCGUCGCCGCUGGAGUUGGCACAUCGCUGGGCACGAUGUGAUACAACGGCGGCACGUCUUGUACUGGAGAAAGAAGAAGUGUGUCUGUACUGCAACACGAAGUUUGACGUGCUGACUCUUGAGACAGCAGUGUGCGGCCACUGCACGUUUCGAUUCUGUUGCAAACCGCGGCAUGGUCUCUGUAUAUUCAAGCACCAGUGCCCGAACGCAAACGCUGGCAGUCGAUUGCGAGGAUGCAGUAUGGACCGCCGGCUAUCUGAACCCGCAAUGAUGAGACACGACAUGUGUGAUGAAGACGUGGAAGGCAUGAGCGAAAAGGAGCCUGGCCUCCAUCUGCUCGGCCUGCGAUCCAGAGGGUCAAGCACGUCGACUACGGCUUCAUCUUGUGCUACAAUGUUCAGUGAGGUCGGUGUAACACCAAGUCGCAGUAUGACGGAGCUGACUUCUUUCGAGUUUCUGAGCUCGGCAGCAUUGUUAAGCUCACCAGCAGCAACGUCGUGGUCGAGGUCUCCGCGCUUUGACGAUACUGCUUGGAAAGCAGUCGACCCUGCACAAUUGGCUCACGAGUUUGGAACACCUGAUGCUCGAAGACCCAGCGGGCUAUCGGUGUGGCAAACCACACGCCCUCUGCUACGAUUUCCCGAUCGCCCAGAAUGGUAUUGCAACGCGCGCGAAUGCCACUCCGUGUUUGCCCUGUUCUCGCAAGCCGCCAACUGCUCGCGGUGCGAAGGGUACUUCUGCUCGGACCAUGUUGAUGGCAAAACAAAGCGCUGCGUUGAAUGUCGGCGAGACGGAAUGCACUCCAUCCGCUUUCACGCUACGAAUACUGCCCAUGAGUAG